CCCGCUCUUUCUCUCUAUCUUCUCUCAAUCCAGCUGGCAAGAGAAAAGUGUCAGAUGAAUGCUGAGACGCAAAACAAGAGCUUUUAAAAUACCGUGCAAUAUGUACGUGCCUCCGCGCCUCGCGUGACCUUACAUCAGGACAAAGAGAGUCGAUGAGACGCCGCUGCUGCCAUUUUCAGGUUUAGUUCAGUCGACGAAACUCUAAAAGCGGAAUAAUACACAAACACUCGAUGUAUGGAGAGCAGCGAUGAAGCGCGUAUUGCUGUGAAUGAUUAUGGUCGAUAGUCACCGGAGGGGGAUGGACAGAGACAGAGGCAGGAUGACAUCAGGAUACUCGCAGCAGUGCGAGAGCAGCAAAGCAUCAGACAUACAGGAGCUCGCGUCCAAACGCGUGGAUAUUCAGAAGAAGCGCUUCUACCUGGACGUCAAGCAGAGCACCAGGGGUCGCUUCCUGAAGAUCGCCGAGGUGUGGAUCGGCCGAGGCCGGCACGACAACAUACGGAAGAGCAAGCUCACCCUGUCCAUGUCCAUGGCGCCCGAUUUGCGCUACUGCCUGGGGGAUUUCAUCGAUUAUUACGCGCACAUCGGGCUCCGAGGAUGCCAGCAGGCGUCGCGGUCGGAGGAGCAGAGUAACGGCCAGGGCCGCGUGAUGGACCGCAGGAGAGCAGCGCCGGAUCAGCCGGCAUCAUCCACCGGCUCCGCCGCGUCCGAGGAGCAGAUCCACCGGGUGUUGAAGAGCGAGUUCAUCGAGAGGGACAACAGGAGAUACUACCUGGACCUGAAGGAGAACCAGCGUGGUCGGUUUCUGCGCAUCAGACAGACCGUCAACAGAGGACACGGCACCAUGGGCUACUACGGUCAGGGCAUCGAGCAGACGAUCGUGCUGCCCGCUCAAGGGCUCAUCGAGUUCAGGGACGCGCUGUCUCAACUCAUCGACGAUUACGGCGACGACGAUCCCGACCGGGCCGCGCGUAACCACGAGGAGUCGCCCGAGCUCCCCGAGGCCGCGUCGUUCCGUGUCGACAAUAAACGCUUUUAUUUCGACCUGGGCUCGAACAGGUUCGGCGUGUUUCUGAAGAUCAGUGAGGUCCGACAGCCCUACAGGAGCACCAUCACCGUUCCUCUGAAAGCCUGGGCCCGUUUCGGCGAGAACUUCAUCAGGUAUGAGGAGGAGAUGCGACACAUCUUCAGCUGCCAUAAAGACAAGCGGACAGACACAGACGAGCACGAUGAUUGACACAAAUAAUGCUUCUGUUGUUGUCGAAAGGUGUACCUCUAACCUCUUACUGUACUAGUUAACUCUGGACAACCACAACAGCACUUUCUAAACCAACUCCCUCAUGUUCUUGUCCAUUAUUCAAACAUUCGUGUGGUUUAUUUUCAUAUAGAGCUCAUAAUCGAGCAGAGAGGCUCUGCUGAUUUGAAUGUGUCUGGUGGACUAGAGAGGUUCGGCUUUUUGCAGUUGUUCUGAAUCUGCAGCGUGUCUGUGUGUGUGUGAGAGAGACAGAGAGAGACAGACAGCUCUGCUUGUGUACUGUAUAUCAGUGUGAUAGUAAAUCAAGAAUGAAUGAUUGAAUACUUC
Messenger RNA from Xyrauchen texanus (razorback sucker), 1582 nucleotides. RefSeq names its product purine-rich element-binding protein gamma-like. Gene Ontology annotation, biological process: regulation of transcription by RNA polymerase II. Gene Ontology annotation, molecular function: DNA-binding transcription factor activity, RNA polymerase II-specific; RNA polymerase II transcription regulatory region sequence-specific DNA binding; purine-rich negative regulatory element binding. Lineage: Eukaryota; Metazoa; Chordata; Actinopteri; Cypriniformes; Catostomidae. The record is from RefSeq and is a predicted model, not a curated record. Gene Ontology annotation, cellular component: nucleus. The transcript has a single exon. The coding region runs from base 269 to 1237 and encodes 322 amino acids.